UAUGUUAAGCUUGUACAAAAGGCACAGGACCUUAGUGGGAAGGUGGGGAGGUGCAAAACUGAGGUCAAGUGCCCUUGACAGGAAAAGCAGGUGAGCACAGCUCUGCAGGCUGUUCCGGGAGCUGCUCUUGAAGUGAGCAGGGCAGGGUUGAAGUGAGGGUAAGGCCCUGGAGGCCCAGGGCCCAGCAGGUAGAAACUAAGAUCAGCUGAGGUCCAAGCUCUGGGGGAGAGUGAGGGCUGGAAAGAGGUGAAUGAAACUCCACCCAGAAAAACAGAAACCAGACUUGGGGCUCCAUGUGGGUCCUCUGGGACCACAGGUCAUCACCCCCUGGGGGCUCAGCCCAGACAUUCUUCUAAUUCCAUGUGACGCCCACCAGAGUCAGGACCCACACUGUGUGACCUCGAGCAGGUCCCUUGCCCUCUCUGUGCCCCAGUUUCCCCUUCUAUCAAGGGAGGGUUGGAGCAGGAUGUCUAAGAGCCCCUUCCAGCCUGAUAUUCUGGGGACUUCCGCACGGUGGGGGUCCUGGCUGGCUGACAGUGACGGGUGUCCCCUGCAGUGGAACCUCGUGUGUGAGAACGGCUGGAAGGUGCCACUGGAGCAGACGAGCCACCUCCUGGGCUGGCUGUUGGGCUGUAUCCUCCUGGGCAUGGGCUGUGACUGGUUUGGCCGCAGAGUUGUGUUUGUGUCCUCCCUGGUGCUGGCCACAGGCCUGGGGGCUGGUGAGGCUCUGGCUGCCAGCUUUCCUGCCCUGCUGGCCCUGCGGCUGCUUCACGGGGGGUCCUUGGCAGGGGCCUCUCUGGCCCUCUACGUGACGCGCCUGGAGCUGUGUGACCCCCCACACCGCCUGAUGUUCUCCAUGGGGGCCGGCCUCUUCUCGGUGGCGGGCACUCUGCUGUCGCCUGGUCUGGCCCUGCUCGCACAGGACUGGCAUCUUCUGCAGGGGCUGGGUGCCCUGGCAACAGGGCUCCUGCUGCUCUUUUGGGGGUUCCCAGCCCUGUUCCCCGAGUCUCCCUGCUGGCUGCUGGCCACGGGGCAGCUGGCCCAAGCCAGAAAGAUCUUGUGGCACUUUGCGGAAGCCAGCGGCGUGGACCCUGAGAGCAGCUCCGAGGAGGAGAGCUCCCUGGCUGCGGAGCUCGAUGUGCUGUCUGCAGGGAACCCCCAGCCCCAGCGCCACUGGGUCCUAGAGCUACUGCACACGCGCGUCACCUGGAGAAACGGACUCAUCCUGGGCUUCAGUUCGUUGGUCAGUGGGGGCAUGAGAGCCAGCUUUUUCCGAAGACUGGCCGCUCAUGAGCUUGCCUUCUACGGACCCUACUUCCUGGGGGCUGGCCUAGAGGUGGUGGCCAUCGUCUUCCUGCUCCUGACAGUGGAUCGCUGGGGGCGCCGCCUGGUCCUGCUGUUGGGCACUUUGGUCAUGGGCCUGGCAUCCCUGCUGAUUCUCUCAGGGGUCCAGUACCUGCCGGCCUGGACUGUGCUGUCCCUCUCUGUCCUGGGGCUGCUGGCCGCCCAGGGCGUGUCCACCCUCAGCAGCCUCUUUGCAGCCGAGAUCUUCCCCACAGUGAUCAGGGCGGCAGGGCUGGGCCUCGUGCUGGGUGCUGGGUUCCUGGGCCAGGCGGCCGCGCCCAUCGCUGACAUGCACGGCCGGCGGGGCUUCUUCCUGCUCCACGUGGUUUUCGCCUCUUUCGCCAUCCUCGCCCUGGUGUGUGUCCUGCUGCUGCCUGAGAGCCGUGGGCGGGCGCUGCCCCAGUCACUGCAGGAUGCUGACCGCCUGCGCCGAUCUCCGCUCCUUCGGGUCCAUCCCCGCCAGGACUACCUGCCCCUGCUGCCACCCUCCCACUGCUGGGCCCAGACACAGCUGGUCCAGGAAGGGUGACUCUGGCUGGACAGACACACCUCCCCUCAGUUGGCCACACGUCAGUGUGGGCAGAGGGGUCUCAGGGAGGAGCUGUGGGCUCAGUGUGAAGGGGGAGUCCUCGGUUGGGCCCCUUGUUCCUGGGGGCCCUGGCCUCCUCACCCCAACCACCACUUGUGAAGGAUAAAGGCGUCCAUGGAACUUG
Myotis davidii is the source of this 2057-nucleotide messenger RNA. It is a transcript of the gene SLC22A31, whose product is annotated as solute carrier family 22 member 31. The transcript has 8 exons. Gene Ontology annotation, cellular component: membrane. The record is from RefSeq and is a predicted model, not a curated record. Bases 251 to 1873 code for a protein of 540 amino acids. Gene Ontology annotation, molecular function: transmembrane transporter activity. Lineage: Eukaryota; Metazoa; Chordata; Mammalia; Chiroptera; Vespertilionidae. Gene Ontology annotation, biological process: transmembrane transport.